AUGUCCAAAAGUCAGAAUGAUAAUAUUAGAGUAGUGGUCUGUGGAGACGAAGGUGUCGGGAAAUCGUCAUUGAUCACCUCAUUGGUGAAAGAUACCUUUGUUCCUAAUAUUCAAAGUGUCUUGCCUCCAGUAACAAUUCCAAGGCAGUUUUCAUCGCUUGCUGACACUCCGGGCCAGACAAUCGUAGUUGACACUUCACCGCUACUCCAAGAUAGACCUCAAUUGACAAAAGAGAUCAGAAGGGCUAAUGUAAUAUGGUUGGUUUAUUCCGACCACUACACGUGCGAAAGGAUUUCACUCUUUUGGAUGCCAUUUUUCAGAUCACUGGGUGUCAAUCUACCAGUUGUGUUGACUGCUAAUAAAUGUGACCUGAGUCCCAGAGAUGAAGCUUCGAGGGCAAUCUCCGAAGAAAUGAUCCCAAUUUUGAAAGAAUUUAAGGAGGUUGAGUCGUGUAUUAGGUGUAGUGCUAGCCUUCACUUCAAUGUGAACCAAGCAUUUUAUUUAUGUCAGAGAGCUGUCACUCAUCCCCUGGCUCCACUAUUUGAUUCAAAGGAAGGAAAGCUAAAACCUGCUGCUGUAGCAGCCUUAGAAAGAGUAUUUUUUUUGGCUGAUAGCGAUCAAGAUGGUUGCCUAAAUGACACUGAACUUAAGGAUCUACAAGCCCACUGCUUUCAGAACAAAUCUCUCGAAGAGGUAGAUAUUCUUCAGCUCAAGAAUAUAUUAAGCGAGUUAUCGGCUGAAGCACAUGUUACAGCUAAUACUGGUGACUCGGAAAGCAAUGGGUUAUCCAUUGUUCCAGCAGUGAUUCCUGGUAAAGGUAUCACUUGUGAAGGGUUUAUCUUACUAAACAAAAUAUUUGCUGAAAAAGGUAGACAUGAAACAACAUGGGGUAUUCUCCGUCGCUUUCAUUAUACCGACUCUUUAUCACUGGAGGAUAAGUUUCUUUAUCCUAAAUUAGAUGUUCCCCCGAAUGCGAGUGUGGAAUUAAGUCCUGAUGGCUACCGUUUUCUCGUUGAUAUGUUUCUCCUGUUCGAUAAAGAUAACGACGGAGGUCUAAAUCAACUAGAAUUGAAUGCAUUAUUUAAACCGACACCAGGAAUUCCCAAACUUUGGAAAGAUACAAAUUUCCCCCAAUCAACAGUACGGAAUGAAGCUGGAAAUGUCACACUUCAAGGUUGGCUGGCCCAGUGGAGUAUGACUACAUAUCUUGACUAUCGUAGUACAAUGGCAUAUUUAGCACAGCUUGGAUUCGACGGUAAACAGGGAACACAAAAAAUAACCGACGGAGUGAAAAUCACCAAGCCUCGAAAGAAACGCAACCCUGCUAGUAAAGCCUAUCGGUCGACAGCGAUCACUGAUAGAAAUGUCUUCAACUGUUUUGUUUUAGGCAGCAGUGGAAGUGGGAAGACCACUCUGUUGAAAGCUUUUUUAAACCGACCAUUUUCAGAGGUUUAUACACCUACGAUACAACCUAUUUCUGUAGUAAAUAGUGUUGAAAUGCCUGGUGGAAAGCAAUGCUAUCUCAUUCUCGAAGAACUUGGCGAACUGGAGCCAGCAGUCCUUGAGAAUUCAUCUCGACUGGAUGAAUGUGAUGUAAUCUGUUUUACAUAUGACUCGUCCGAUCCAGAUAGUUUUGCAUACCUAGUCAAUUUGCACAACACAUAUCCGCAAUUGAAUAUGUUACCUGCGGUCUACGUAGCUUUGAAAGCUGAUUUAGAUCGCCAGCAACAACGAUGCGAACAACAACCUGAUGUGUAUACUCGAAAUCUGUCGAUGGCAGCACCGCUACAUGUCUCUGCGCAAUGGACUUCUUCAUUAAACGAGCUCUUUGUUCAACUAGCUGAAGCUGCUGAAUAUCCAGGUUCUGCAACUCCACGAGACGGGCCAGAGGAGCAUGAUACAUCAAUGCUGCCCACAGCUGCCACAGUCGGUUCGGCACUUGGGGUACUUGCGAUAAGCCUUUGGCUCUGGAGGUCGCAGCAACGAUAG
Molecule: messenger RNA, 1989 nt
Organism: Sugiyamaella lignohabitans
Lineage: Eukaryota; Fungi; Ascomycota; Dipodascomycetes; Dipodascales; Trichomonascaceae
Gene: GEM1
Product: ERMES complex Ca(2+)-binding regulatory GTPase GEM1
Exons: 1
Coding region: 1-1989 (662 amino acids)
Biological process (GO): mitochondrion organization; small GTPase-mediated signal transduction; regulation of mitochondrion organization
Cellular component (GO): mitochondrial outer membrane
Molecular function (GO): GTP binding; calcium ion binding; GTPase activity
Source: RefSeq, a predicted model, not a curated record